Henningerozyma blattae CBS 6284 is the source of this 2100-nucleotide messenger RNA. RefSeq names its product transcription factor TFIIIC subunit TFC8 (gene TFC8). Bases 1 to 2100 code for a protein of 699 amino acids. The record is from RefSeq and is a predicted model, not a curated record. NCBI's taxonomy places the organism in Eukaryota, Fungi, Ascomycota, Saccharomycetes, Saccharomycetales, Saccharomycetaceae. The transcript has a single exon.
AUGAAAGAUUUAGUCAUCAAUCGGAAGGAAUAUCAAGAUUUCCAAGAUAAUAUUCAAUGGAACCAUGAAGGGAAAUUAUAUUUGAAUACAUUACCUAAUUUAAGUAUUGGACAACCAAUCUAUCAGAAAGAGAUUGGAAAUGAUGUAAUUGAUACAAGAAUAAACUAUAAUGGAGAGAUAGACAAUUUGGUAGUUUUAGAAAAACCAGCUAUCGAGAAUGGAAAUGAGAAUGGCGAUAGUGGUAGUGGUAGCAGUAGUGGUAGUAGUAAAAGAUUAUUUCAUAUUGAAGAGAAAAUAUUUGAACUUGAUAAUAAAUGGGAUUUUGAAAAUGAGUUCGAUGAUAAUACGUUGUUAAAUUCUCAACCCAAUUCCUUUAUUCGUAUGAUUAAAUUAUCUCGAGAUGGUAAGCUUGGAUUAAUGAGUAAUAAUUGUGAUAUUUACAUAUUAAAAAAUGAAGAGCAAGGGUUGAAUGAUAAGAAUCAAUUCAAAAAUGCCAUUUGCAUCGAUGAGAAGGGAAAGAGUGCUAGGGAGAGAGCGUACAAUUGUUUCGUAUGGAGUGAUGAUGGUAAAGAAUUGCUUGUGGGGAAUGAAAAUGGAGACGUUCUUGUUUUCCAAAUUGAUGAUGGGUUAAAUGUGACCAAUGCUACUACAAUAAAGAUCGUGGAUUGUAAUACUGUUGAUAAUAGUUGGAUUAGACAUAUUAUUGCCAAAGGUGUGGGCGAGUCCAGAGAAUUGAUUGUCAGUUUAAUCAACAAUAGUGUGUAUUAUGUUAGAAAAGAUCCAACAAGUGAGUCUUCCAUAGUCAUUAAGAUUAAAGAGAAUGAUCGGUUUGAGAUAAACCAAGUUUAUAUGUUUCCCUUUGUCCCUGAUGAUAAUAAAAGAUAUGUUUUGCUUAGUAUCACAGGGAAAGUAGAACUGAUAAUAUUUAAUACUCACGAAGUGCAUCAUCAUGAAAUCAAACAAUUGAUGAAUAAUAACCAAGACAUCUAUUUAGAGAAAUUCUAUAUCAUCCCAUUUGAACAUUACACCGAUAAGAGAGAAGUAAUCCUAUUAUCGAAUGAAACCAGUUUUACACUAACCAUUGACUCUCAAGAAAACAUUGCACAACGAAUGAAUUUCAUAGAUGAUAACAUAGUAGGGAAACAAUUGAAUAAAAAAUUCAAAAAAUGGAAUGGGUUGAAAAAUGAGUUCAAUAAAUAUGAUACCAAAGUCAAUAUCAAUGGGAUUACUCUUUCCAAUGAUGGAUAUUGCCUUUCUAUUGGGUAUACGAUGGAAAGAAUUUCUAUUAAAUAUCGAAUAGUCUCUGAAUAUCAAUAUCGUAUCAUGUUUUUGCCCCUGUAUAAGGAAUGGGAAAUCGAUUCGGUGAAUAAUACCAAGGGGUUUGGUUGGUACCAGACAUACCAAAUCUAUAACAGGCAAUUACCCAAGAUAAACCCAACGAUCCAAGAGGUUCAAAUAUCUCAGGAAUCGAAUUCCAACGAUGAUAUCAAGACAACAUUUAUCCACUAUCUAAGAUCAUUAUUAAAGGACGAGUAUUUCAAUAACCAAAGAUUCCAAAACUUCUUGAGAAAUUCAAAUACCAGUACUAAGGGGAUGGAAAGUAUCACGAUUCUUCGAGGCAAAAUAUACGAUUUCAUUAGGACUCACACAAACGCGUUGGAAAUGAUGAAUGAUGCAGAUAGAGCAUGCUACUCUAGUAUCUGUAAUGUAUUGGGGGUUGACAUUAUCACAACUACCGACAUGGAAAACAAUCCCAACUUUGUGGUCGAAGGCGAUUUCAUUAAAGAAACAUUUGAUUUCCAAUCACAAGAUAAUAAUGAUCCAGAUCAUGUUCAAUCUCAACAAGGUCAUCAAUGGGGUCGUUGUUGUGUUACACUAUUGCCCGUGAUGACCACAAAGACAGGAGUGUGUCCCGUGACCUCUCUACGCACGCUGCUCACACCACCACACGUGACCAGAUCAACACACGUGACUCACCAGAUUUCCGAUUCCAACUCCGACUCCGAAUCGCCCUGGCCAGCCGGCUGGCUCGUGGCUGGCCUGCUGCACGUGUUCCAUCAGGAGUCAGCAGCCACAGGCGCCCAUAAUAAGCUUGCCUAA